CCGAGUUAAGCAAGGAGCUCUAUCAGGCCGCAAUCUGCAUGUAGGAGAGGAUCCGCGCGUUGCAGUCCGCCGGUUGGAUCGGCAAUAAAGGGGAAUCGAUGGAGCCCCAGAGCAAGAUUCGCGACGAGGACGACGAGAUGGAAACCGGAGGGGAGCUUUCGACGGGAAGGAGCAGCGGCGAGUCCCUGCAUCUUGCCGCCGCAGUCGAGACCGAGUGGAGGACCACCGGCGACUCCGACGAGAACUCGGUGUUCAUCCUGGAGGAGACCGUGCACAGAUUGGUUAGCGACAUCAUGCCGGAAUUCGAAGCAAAGGUCGGCGACGUCGCUUCAGUGCUCGAAGCAGAGGAGACCCGGAAAGAGGCACUGGCGGCGCUGAGCUUCGGCUUCAGACUGCAGUUGUUCUCCAAGCAGAUCGACGAGCUGCGGCACGAGAUGUGCAAGUUGCUGAGAUCGUUCUCGCCGGAAAACAAAGAUAUAAGGAGCACCAUGAUCAAGUUUAUCUCCGAGCCGUACCUAGGCCGUAUCUGCAAAUUGCAGUGGAUCUCUGAACGUGUCAGUAUGCUCCAGCGAAUGGACCCAGACUUCGACUCCAAAGUGAAGUCAACAAUCAUCAAGCUGAAAUCGGAAUCCUUCUUGUUAGCCAUGGAGGAGUUGAAGGAGGAGGAGGAGGAGGAGAGCGGUAGUGAAGGAAUCGCCGGAGAAGGUCGUGGAGACCAAGAAGUUUCCAUGGAGAUGGAGGAGAAGAGAUUCGCUUCCUACCGCCGCUGCUGGGAACGUUUAUGGGGCAAUGACCGCAGCUUCGAAGACCAGACAUUAUUGAGCCCCAUGCUCUUUACACAUUGCACAGCAAGCCGCAUCCCGAGUGAAGCUGUCGCCGGGAGUACCUUGCAGAUCCACUCCAUCAAAAUCUCAACAGCAAAAGAGCUCACAUUGCCACUGGAGGUGUAUGGAGUGGUCGCAGUCCGAGAUGCUGUGGACCGUCAUCGCAACCCUCUAUUUCUUCGUUCAAGAACACAUUGCCAAAUCCUUGAAGAAAAUGAUUCAUUUUUGCGCUUGAUUGGCCCGGUUCGUGCAAUUGUGUCGACGGAUACUGUUUACAUCGAAAUCCAACUAAAAGUAAAGGGCGCAACAAAAUCUGAAGAUACAACAUUGAUCAGUACAUUCGGCUUUUACAAUGGUGACAGUUCUGGUACCUAUCUCCUGAAAAACAGUUUGUGCACAGUGGAGUUAUGCUAUGAGCAACUUAAACAGUCGGUCCAGGCCACUAUCAUGGGUGUGUUUGUUACACCCAAACAGGAAUCAUUGCCUUUUCCAUAUGGUGGCCGAGUUAUUUGCUCUUCACUGCCUCAGGAUGGUAAUGAAGAUAUCGCUGGGCUUCCAUCUAGGGAAGUCUUGCUGCUUGAUUCGGAAGGUGGAAGAAUGUCUCUGACUAGUAAUGGCUACCUUAGUCUGGCAAUAUGUGUAGUUUCUGUGGAGUUAAAAGGAAAGCUGCAAGUCCUCAUAAUGGCUGAAUCACCAUCACAAAAUGCUGAGAUUGCUGCGCAAUUCCUCUUCACACCCGAAAAAUGCAACAUAAGUAAAGGUGAAUGUUACCUCCCUGAUGGCUCUAAGGUUGAGAUUACUGUUGCUUGGUCCCUCAUUCCCUCGACGAUGCUACAGUCAGGUGACAGUCGUGAGGACAGUGGGAUGGUGACCGGACGAUAUUCAAAGGAAAGGACUGGCGGGUCCAUGUUAAGUGAGGAGGUAUGUAAGGCUGGAAUCUUAAUGCAGGAGAGUAUCCGCUGGGUCCAGGCCCGGGAGGAGAAGCCUUUGAAGGGAAGGAGUGGCGAUGUUGAAUUGUUGAGGAUUGGCAACGAAGGCAGAAUGUUGAAGACACUGAGCAAGAUUGGUGACGGGGGCAAAUUGGUCUCCAAGCAGUUCAUGGAGCCGCUGGUCAAUUUCUCAAUGUCUGUAGCCAGAUCUGUCAGAAACAUGAUUGAGGAGGAGGUAGAGACCGAGGCGGCAGGGGUGGUGCCGAUGGUCGGCUUCAAAUUACAUUUGCUCUCCAGGCAGUUUGAUGAGUUGUGGGACAACAUGGGCCAGCUAGUCUCAACAGAAGCAAAAUUUCUAGCGAUAUGCAUGCUUAUUCAUGAGCCCUUCGCAUGCUAUUGCUCCACACUGAAGUUUAUCUCUGCAGUUUUCAACCGGCUUUGUCAAUGGGUGCCAGAUUUGACAUCGGCAAUGGGAUCGAUAAGGGAACACAAGGAGAUAGAGGACGGGGAUAAGGAUAGGAAGGUUGUGAAUGAGUACGAGGAGGAGAAGAAGGCUGAGGAGUUCUAUUUCAAUGCCCACCGUGAAAACUGGGAAUUUAGUCGCAGCAACUUUGGCAGCUUUGAAGACCCAACGGUAUUGAGCCCCUUGCUCUUUACCCACUACAUACCAGGCCACACCCAACUGGGUGCUCAAGUCGGGAGGACUAUGCAGGUCUACUCUAUUAAAGUCACAGAAAUAGAAGGCUAUGCCCUUGAGUGGCCACUGAAGGUAUACGGUGUAGUCGCUGCACGAGAUGUUGUCGACUAUCGUCGCAACAUUCUCUUCCUUCGCGCUAGGGAUGACUGCCAAAUCCUCACGAGAAAGGAUUCUUUUUUGCACUUGACUGGCCCUUCUCGUGCAAUUAUGUCUGGUGGCAUAUUGGAGAACAAUGUUACUAUUGAAGUCCACCUAACACUAAAGGACACAGUGGAGUCUAAUGAUAGAACAUUGAUCAGUAAAGCCUUCGUUUAUGACGAAGAUGAUCUUGGUAGUGGUGAUGUUAUUUCUACGCGUCUUCUCCAGGGCCUUUGUUCAAUAGAGUUAUGCUGUGAGCAUCUUGAACAGUCAGUCCAAGCCACUAUCGUCGGUGCUCGUGUUGUAAAGGGCCCAUUGCGUUGUGGCAAUGGCAUCAAGGUCGCUUGCCCCGUUCUACCUGAAGGUAAAACUGAAGGCAGUGUCAAGUGCCCAUCUGGGCGUGUUUUGCUGCUUAGUUCACAAGCUGGGACAGUGCCUGUGGGUGGUUAUCUAGAUCUGUCAAGGCAAGCUGUAUCCGUAAAAUCAAGAGGAAGACUUGAAAUUCUCAUACAGGCCGGAGAAAUCAGUGGAAGUGUCGUCUUCAAAGCUGAAGACAGCAGCAUAAGUCGAGAAAGAUGUCGUCUUGGUGAUUGUGAAGUGGAGGUAACUGUUGCUUGGUCCCUCCUUGUUGAAAACCAGCAUGAUAUCUCGGUGAUGGGGUAUAUAGCGCCUUACGCAGAAGAAUUAAUUCCACCUUUACCCGUCAUGAAGCUUUAUAGAGGCCCUCGGUGAUGAUGAAGCCAUGCAUCUGAUAUCGUGUUUACUGUUCCAUCAUGAACUUGUCUGCUAAUUCAUGUACUAUGAUAUACUACCUAGAUACAUCCGUUUGAGCGACAAGUAUUUCCAGAUGGAGGGAGUACAACACUAGUAUAUGCUCGUUUUUCUUAACUAUGGUCUUGUGUGUACUAUGAUACAAGACAAAGCCUAUGUAUAUAUUGCUGUUAUGCACA
Molecule: messenger RNA, 3538 nt
Organism: Triticum dicoccoides
Lineage: Eukaryota; Viridiplantae; Streptophyta; Magnoliopsida; Poales; Poaceae
Exons: 5
Coding region: 99-3320 (1073 amino acids)
Source: RefSeq, a predicted model, not a curated record